Zasmidium cellare ATCC 36951 is the source of this 2145-nucleotide messenger RNA. RefSeq lists its product as uncharacterized. Gene Ontology annotation, biological process: copper ion import; intracellular iron ion homeostasis; iron ion transport. The transcript has 6 exons. Gene Ontology annotation, molecular function: ferric-chelate reductase activity. The record is from RefSeq and is a predicted model, not a curated record. Gene Ontology annotation, cellular component: plasma membrane. NCBI's taxonomy places the organism in Eukaryota, Fungi, Ascomycota, Dothideomycetes, Mycosphaerellales, Mycosphaerellaceae. The coding region runs from base 1 to 2145 and encodes 714 amino acids.
AUGGCUGUGCUUGCGACUCCGGUUGACGUGGCAGUUGGAAUAUGGCUUCGUAUAUCAGUGGCUCGUAGCCCAGCCUUUCCUCCAUGUACCAUAAGUACAACAACCAUCAUCUUCAACCCCGGGUUGCUCCUCUGCACUCAUCCCAGCAGCAGCGCCAGCCAUGGUGUCCGAUUCUUGAUCCCUACCGCUAGUACUGGCGGCAUCCCAAGGCGCCAAUGCCGUGACCAACCUGCCAUCGAUUCUCAAGACUCCCCAGUUCCCUGUACAAACACGGCUUACGUUGAGUCUCUCUUCUCCUGCACCUCGGCCUACUGCACUGCAGAGCAAGCUCGCUGGGGUUUGGACUACCAAAACGCAACAUGUGAAGAACAGGGCAUACCGCUUCCAAGCUAUACCUUAGCCGCUGGAAGUGCAAAGUCUAUAUUGAGAGUAUCUCAGCAGGAAGUCGAGGCGCAGAACUACACACAGACCGUGGUACCCAGCGAGGCGUUCUUCGAUGUCGCUUGUGAAUCUACGAAUUUCGCGUGGGCGCUAUAUGGCUAUUGGGGCCUUGUCAUCCUGAUUGGAAUGUGCAAUCGCGGGUUUCAGUCCUUCCGCCACAAUUAUAUCAAGCCGAGAAGACAUUUUAUUCAUGGCCGGUCACUCAAGGGACAGUCCAACUUCGCUCGCUCUGUCGUACGCUUUCGAUGGCACAUGGGUUCGACACUAACAUUAUGGGGAGCCAAUGAGGCAUCCUCCUCGGCACCAAGUCGGAUCGAAGGUUUGCUCAUUGCAUUGUAUGUUGUAAUGAACUUUACUCGGAUCCAACUUGGGCAAUAUAUCUGUGAUAGGGCCAGGACUCUAGCUAUUGCUAAUAUCCCUAUUAUUUGGUUGUUCGCUACAAGAAACGAUCCUCUACUCUGGCUUACCGGAUGGUCGUUUGCUAGCUUCUCGCACUUCCAUCGAUGGACUGCGAGGGCUGCAACAUUACUCGCUAUCGCACAUGGCAUUGGGUACUCCGUUAUCCAUGGUUGGGAAGGCGAGUAUAAGAUGGUUUGGAAGAUGGAGCUCUGGUACUGCGGAGUGAUAUCUGUAAUCUCGAUGUCCCUAUUAGUCGGCUCAUCGUUCUUCUUCAUCCGGAGACGGUGGUAUGAUCUAUUUCUAGGGGUCCACUUUAUCUUCGCGUUAGUACUGAUAGUGUGUCUCUGGUACCAUGUCAAGGUCCAGGAUGGUGCUUUUAAUGGUUUUAUCUGGCCUGCGGUGGCUUUCUGGGCCUUUGACCGCCUGCUUCGCUGGACACGCAUUCUAUGCAUUAGUAUCUGGCCGAUUUCGAACGGUGCCAAGGCAUUUGCAUCGUUCGAUGAGAAGCAGGGUCUCAUUCGAGUCGACGUUACUGACUUCUUUAAGCGGAGAAACCCCAGUCCUGGCGCUUUCUAUUAUAUUUACGAGCCCAGAAGACCCCGAGGUUACGAAAGCCAUCCAUUCACGCUGUGUACUUGGUACCACACGCUUCCUGGCCCCGAGAGAAGCUCAGAUGCGUCCUCGCAGGAGUCGGUAGAGAAGAGCUUGGAUGCAUCUACCGCAGAACCUCAACAUACGUUCCUCAUUCGCCCAAGAAACGGCUUCACUGAUCACCUUCGCACCAAGGCAUCUGCUUCUUCGGGCGAAAGUGAAGUCCAAGAAAUCAAAGUCUUCAUCGAAGGACCGUAUGGCUGCGAGGGUACUCUUCGUGACUACUCCACGGUCGUUAUCGUCGUUGGUGGAGCUGGUAUUACUGCCGCCAUUUCUCGAAUAUAUUCGCUCCUCAGCGAUAGUAACCCACUACACUUGGUCCGCCUAAUCUGGGCUAACCAAACACAAGAUUUGAUCGACGACGUCUGCGCACACGAACUUCAUGGGGUCCUUGGAAACCUGCAGCUCAAGGUCGACAUUUACCUGACCUCAACCUCCGCGCGUAUUAGCCAGACCGCCCUAUACGAAGUCCACGCUGGAAGGCCGAACAUUAGCAGGGUAUUGGAGGAGGAGAAACAGAAAUGCGAAGGGAGCAUGGCUGUUUUUUGUUGUGGGCCACCAUCUAUGGAGGCUGCUACGAGGAGGGCGUUUGCGAGACUACUAAAAGAGAAGGGGCCACGGUUGGCGUGGUUUCAAGAGCGAUUUGGUUGGUAG